Molecule: messenger RNA, 672 nt
Organism: Eupeodes corollae
Lineage: Eukaryota; Metazoa; Arthropoda; Insecta; Diptera; Syrphidae
Exons: 1
Coding region: 1-672 (223 amino acids)
Source: RefSeq, a predicted model, not a curated record
AUGGCAUCGAUUGGAUCAAUAGAAGCAUUUGAUGUAGCGAACCCUGCAGCAUGGGGAUCAUAUAGAAAACGGUUUGAAAGGUUUCUACUAGCCAACGGCAUCACAACGGCGGAGAUCCAGAAAGCAACGUUCCUGACAAUUUGUGGAUCUCAUUGUUUUAACUUGGUGGAAUCCCUCAUUUCACCUAAGACAUUGGAGCAACACACUUACAAAUCCAUCAUCGAAGAACUUACUCAACACUUUACACCAGCUCCAUCUGAAAUUGCCUCGUUCUAUAGAUUUUUUAAGCGCGAUCAACAGAGUAAUGAGUCUGUUGCAGAGUACAUUGCAGAACUUCUUAUAAUUGAUUGCAAUUUUGAUGGAACCAUGGUAGAUCGAAUUUUACGCGACCGACUGGUGUGUGGAUUGCGAAAUACACAUUUGCAGAAGAGUCUUUUAGCCGAAACGAAACUCACUCUUAAAUCAGUCCAACACCGUGCAAUUGCUGCAGAGAAUGCAGCCAAAAGUCAGCUCGUUAUUCAACAAGCAGUUCCGCAGCAAGAUCAUGUUCAUGCUAUAAAAUCCAGACCACAAAAGCACCAGCACCAUAAUCCACGAACUGCUGAUGAUGAUAAAACAGUUAGCAGAGAGAAGAAUCAAAAGCAACAAACCUGUUUUAGUUGUGGGAAUUAA